UUCUAUAAUACAAAAAGAGGAGCUUAUCUAAUUGUUUUUACAAAGCGUAUAUAGUAAAAAAGGGUUUUGCUAGAAUGAAUAAACCAAAUUCCAUCCAUCGAUUCUAAGACAGUCUACCGCUGCAUACUAGGAUGGUGGAGGUCGUGACGCAGCCUUUGGCGCGAGCCUGGGUGAAACGGCCUCUAGUGCAGAUCUUGGUGGUAGUAGCAAAUAUUCAACUUUGUUUAUUUUCGCAUUGCCUGUCCAUUUCUUACUGUCGUGGAUCUUGUUCAAGGGGCUCGCUGCUGGAUUUCCAAAGACACACGAUGCUGUUUAUCCGAGGCAUUGUCUUUUGCCAAUCGUCAGUUGCUGUAUGAUCUUGAAACAUUCUGCCAAUCUCUCGCCAUCAACCGGUCAGUGCCACGUCAUUCGAAGGGUGGCCUCCGUAUUUCAAAUUAAAAGGCUCUUUGCGUUUGUUUACUGCUUGCAAUUAAAGAUGCAUUUAAAAGUGACUGAAAGAACGAAGAGUUACGUCCAGACUAAUGGUUGUGUCCAGUCAGCCAUGCAGUCCAUCAACUAACUUUGACACAAAUAUUUUACAGAUCAUUUUUACAGCCCCCCGAUACCUUUCUAUUCCUACACGAUUGUAAUUGUUAUCUAUUUACUCUUUUCUUAUAAGAAGCCCAUUGAGCUUAAUCGUUAUAUUAUAUGUCGACGCAAACUGCGUAUAAAACUACACCGAAUAUUUGCGGAGAAAGAAGAAAUUUCGCAUGCCUUACAAUUAAAAGAAACUUUAGCACUUUCCAUCGCAGUAGCUUCAGAGACAUAUCUUCUUUGUCUUCUCCUUUGACAAGACGUUUCUGGUAUGCCUUAAUGAAUAUGCAGAUUCUUGCCCCAAAAAGCAAUAUACUUGCUCCGAGUACGAUAUCAGCUCUAAAUACUCUUGGGAUCAGAUUGUUUAUUCUCUUGAUUUAUGCAUAUGCAUAAACAUAUGCAGCGGAAAACUUAAGUGUUCAAUAUUGCUGUCAUACAAGGGAGUGAAUUGAAACGAUGUGACGGUUUUCCAAACUUCAAUUUACUGGGCCAUUCAGGAUAGAGAAAAAUCAUACUGAAACGAAUUCGCUUAUCAUAAACGACUUCGAUGUUUUGCGCUAACCUGGUCAGUUUAACAGAUUUUGAAGGAAAUGUAUAAAUUAUCUUUAGGGUAAAAUGUCCUGAGAGUUAAUAAAGCGAAUUCUUAUACCCAGCUCUACGAUUAGGCUCUUGCUGUAUAAUAUUCGGUUCUUCCUUGCUUUACGUCACAUAAAGCAAUCACAUUUUACUUAUGUUUCUAGACUUCGCGGUUACACAACAAAUCUCCUUCAAAUUCUCAUUUGUCACUAGUGGUGAAAUCAACUGUAGCCGGUAAAUCAAUUGGUUACCCGGUUUUAUUAUUGCAAAUCAGGAAUAUGUUUUUCAAUGUUUAUCUUGAUGAUACUUUAUUUGAUCUUUCUACGGUUGCUAAAAAAUAAUAUGUUUUGGGGGUUUUUUUCGCUGAGUUUUGUUAUUAGGUACGUAGGAAAUUCCAGUGAUUUCCACAUUACCUAAUUGUGGUUAUCUUUGUUAGAGUGGAUUGAAACUGUGGCAUCCGGGUCAUUUAUUCUGGAUUCUUAAAGAUGUACUUUCUUCGCUACUUUCCGGAGAUGCUCACCAAAACGGGAAUUCAACUGACGGGACGGUAUUAUUAUUUAAUUUAAUGUUCAAGUAGAUUUAAGGCACUUAGUAGCUAUUCUUAGCAAACAGUGUCCUGGUCCUUCUUCCUGAUGUGACAACAUCUCGUGGUUCCUACACCUGGAAUAACAGAGCUGGGUUUACAUGUACCCGGUAAAUGAAAUGGCUAUCCGGUUGCACUAUUAUAAGCCGGUCAUAUCCGGUCAUAUGGAUACAUAACAGGGAUUUGUUUUCUAAUGUUUACCGUGCUGAAGUCGCUGAAGUAUUCUUUGAUCUUCUUUGGCUGCUAAUAGGAAAGUUACGUGUACCCGGUCAAUGAAAUGGCUAUCCGGUUGCACUAUUAUAAGCCGGUCAUAUCUCGGUUCAUAUGGAUACAUAACAGGGAUUUGUUUUCUAAUGUUUAUCGUGCUGAAGUCGCUGAAGUAUUCUUCGAUUAUCUUUGGCUGCUUAUAGGAAAGUUACGUGUAGCCUGUAAAUGAGUUGACUACAAGAAUGCAUUUCGAUAAGCCGGUCAUAUCUCGGUCUUUAUAGAUGUGUAUUUGGCAUAUGCUCUCCGAUGUUUAUCUUGAUAAAGCAAUUUUCCCAUCCUUCCUUUCCUCUACCUGCGUUGUCCUCAGUAUGUUUUUUUCGUUUGAGGUGAUAUUUAAUUUCACAGCACAACCUUGUUAGCAAUAGAACGCUGCACUAAACCAUAUUCCCAUUGACAUAUCCGGAGAGCUUUUGAAAGUGAAUUGAAUGCUUUGAGAAAAUGUUUCCAUCGUAGUCUGUGCUAUGUUAAAACAACCUGACUAAUUUGAGCGUAUUCUAAGCAGCUUGCAGACAGAAGCAGGUGUUUCAACUGCAAAGCGGAGAAUUUCUUUUGCCGUAAAAACAAAGGAAUGCUAGAAAUUAUUCAUGAACGUCAUUUGUGCUAAAAUUUCUCAUCCUAGCCAGUUGAAAUAAGGGAAGAACAAUUCACAGGGAAGUUAAUUAACAAAGUGCAUUAAUUCUACCCUGGCGCAUUGUCCGUCUUAUUUUACAUGACUCGAUUCCAGAACUGAACUUUCACCGAACAAACAGGUACUUGGGGCCGGAUUCUUGAUGCAGAUUUAAUCCAUUUUGAGCGGUAAGUCCUGCAAGAUAUCACCAUACUGGCUAGGAAGACAACUCGCUUCGUCGCUUUGCCAAUCUACAAGCUACUACACACAAGCAUUGCAUCCGUUCUGCUCUCAAGCGUCUCUAUUUUCGCUGGGAAGCUUUAAUUUGAUUACGCUUGAUGUACAAGUAUCAAAUGUUGUUUUUGCAGUAACCCGACUUCUCCGAAGUUAGACGCCUCUGUGCAUUCUUCAGGGAUGUUAAAGACGCAUGCUGCAUUUAGCAGUAAUCCAAACACGGAGAAUUUACACAAGAUAAUGCCGCAGAAAUUUCCAUGUAUUCGUGAAGUCGCUUAGGAUGUGCCUAUGAAUAUAAAUUCUUAUUUUUAUAGUGUCAUGUUAGCUGUUCGUAAAACAUGUUCACAAGGCUCGGUGAUGGCAGCACUGCAAUAGUUUGUUUAUAUCUUCGCUUUGGAUUGUGAUCAACGUCUUGCUGUUGUUGUGUUUUUAUAGAUUUUACAUUAUCGUGUUCAAAGUCACUUGAAGGCAAUUUUAUGUCAUGGAUUGGCUUAUAUCUAUCAAAGUAACCUGCCAAUCGCACUAGUCUGAACAUUUUUGGCGUUUCUCUAGUGUAGGUAUGCCGAUUGUUUGAUUUUCUACGUUUAAAAACACCAAAAUAUUGGCGAAAAUGGAAGAGGCAAGUGGUAUCAAUCAUAAUUCGCCUGCCAGAGUAAUACUUCGAGGAAAAACAUCGCGAGCAAGGUUGCGGCGUAAACGAUCAUCUCUUAUCCUUGAGCCGCUUUACGCCCAAGUUACGAACUUUGUGCGAGAUGCGGCUCGUAAAAAACCAAGACGAGGGAAACGGUCAAAGAAAUCUGAGGUUUUAAUGACGGAAAUCAGUAAUGGUAUGCUUAGGUUGGUGCGUGUUGGACGAGGCAUUGCUUUUGAUUACCCAGAGGUUCGAGCAGAAAUGGCUACUGCCUGUCGAAAUAUCGAGAUAUUAGGCGCAAAGCUACAGACAACCGCAGUUGAUUUUUUCAAUUUUCCUUGUUCACCCACAAAGCGUCAAGACAUAGUACGAGCUGCUGAUGCCUUGCUUAGUGGAGUUACCAGAAUGCUGUAUAUUGCAGAUAUUGCCGAUGCACUGAGACUUCAAGCUUCUUUAAAGCAGGUUGAUCGGAAGUUAGCAGAUCUUGACCUGUCCCGAAACACCAAGGAUUUGAUAAAAAGUUUUAAAAGGCUUGGGAAGGAUUUACUUACUGUCACAAACCUGACAAGUGAUAUUGAAGAUAUGAGUGACCCUGAAAGAUCGCGAAACCUCGAGGCAGCAUGUGACACGCUGCGGAGGACAGGUGUCACUUUGGAGGCCGCUCCAAAAAAAUAUGGACAGGAAGAGCCAGUCCUUAGAGAUAUCAGGAACGAUUUUUACGGCGUAUUGCAACAGGUAAUUGGUGCAACUGACGUUAUCUCAAAUGUCUUACACCCGAACCCAGGCGACGAAGAUGACGUCAAAGGGGUCAUAAAUGAUAUUAUCACUCACUUUAUGAAGGCUGGCACCCCCUCAUCGCAGCACCAGCCACCCGAUGUUGAUGUUUUCAGAUUUUCAGAGGCUUUAUCAAAUAUUGACGAAAAAAUUGACGUUUGUUCCUGUGUCUAUUCGGACAUGGCCAUUCGUACUGAAGUGCAAAGAGCCUUGAACAAAGUAAUCAAGGAGGCUGCGGUUGUCGCUGAUUUGAGUGGGGUGAAGGAGAAGACAAGGUCAACAUUGUUGCAGUCAUGCUUCAAGACUACAGAUACAGUGAAGAAUUCGAUCGCAAAGAAUACUGAUGCGGAUAGCGAUAUUCUUGAUGAAAAUGAGCUGCAGCGUCAGACAAUCGUAGGCAUGGCUCGAGAAGCGACAAAAGACUUACGAAAGAGUGUUCUCAAUUCGCUUCUUGACCACAUUGCAUCCAAGUACAAAGGAAUGGAAAAGUUUUUGAGCCCCGGUGCUAUUUUGAACAAAGAGGAGUACUACUCACUUCAUGAGUAUGUGGAAUACAUGAAAGAGGUAGCCAGACUGACAACAUCUCUAUCAGAAGACGAGGGAAUGAAGAAAAACAUUGACGGGGCAGUGAAGAGACUUAGCUACAUACGUAGAGAGGUCGUAGCAACAUCUGAAGUUCUGGUAAACUCGAAAAGGAAGUUGACAAGUUGCAAAGCCUCUUGGAGAUCAAAUGUCAACACCCUUGAGAAGGCAAUGAAAAGUGUCAGUAACAGUACCUUAGGCAAUAAAAGUCAUUUGCUUCGGGUGCCGGAUAAAUCAACUGAUACAAAGCAAUCGCAGGAUUUUUGUAACUAUGGAGUCAAUGGACCAGAUGACAGCUAUUGGUGGGACAGUACAACGGAUUCAUUUGCACCCAGAUCGCGCUCCUCGUCAAGUGAAGACUUUCCUCAGAGUGGCUCUGAUGUUAUCCCUAUCUCCGAUGAAAGCAGUGUGUAUUCUGAUAACAUUGGGAAUGUCCUCGAGCGCAUUACUGAACAAUAUUGCACGAGAGCAACGCGCACGUACACGCCACAGCCACAAAAACAGGCAAACGGGCUGAAUCCCUCUGAGACAUUCACUCCGCAGCCAAUUCGAAGAGCAUGCUCCCAGUUGGCUGAACCAUAUUCUCCUCACCCCAGACGGAGGUUUCGAUCAUUCAAUUCCGGGAAGAAAUACCUCGGACACGAUUUUGAAGAUUUGCAGCUAGCAGUCUCAGAUAUGCAAGUGAACAUUGCUCCAAAACUCGCCAAUUUCCUCUCAAGUACCAGCAAAGGAAAACAUUCAAAAUGCAGCGAUGAGAACCACACUGUCAUAGUUGACUCAUUAAGACUCGUAUAUAGAGGAAUUCAAACGAUUUGCAGUGCCUUACUGGAUAAGGACCAGUUCAAACAGCCCGAUUUUGAAUUUAAAGAGGCUAAAAUCCCUGUUGAAAAUGGUGCCAAUGGAAGGUCGGAAUCAUUUAGCUCAAAAUCCCCCGAUGAUGAAUAUUUUGAUAGAGAUGUUAUGGAAAUAGCCCGUCUUGGAGGAAUAGGCGGACGCCUUUGGGGCACACACAGUGCCAUGGAAAUACGAGGUAAUCAUGUAUCAAAAGGCAAAGAAACCAGCCUAUGAAAACCUAUGAAUUAGAUCAGCUUGAUGCUUGGUUAUACUGAAAGUCACCUUUUGAACAUUUAUCACUUCAAAGCUCGUAUACAAAAUUGGUUUCCUACUUGGGGUUCAACCAACUGACUAAAAAUUCGUUUCCUCCCUGCCUUUUCCUGAAUAAAGCUAAACAGAAAAGGACAUCUAAAAUACAAUUCAAUUUUCAUUCAGUUUAAGCGUCAAUUGACGUACGCUCAUUUUGAUUUAAAACCCAAAAAAUCCUCUGCAAUUAAUAUGAAAGUAACGAAAAUUUCAUCAAGAUUCCUUAAAGAUCAUAUAAGCUACAGGCAAAUGCGCCGUAUGGUAUGCAAAUAAGAGUUAUCUUUAACAGCCAUUUCUGCUUAGCUGACCUAUGGGGGGGCCAUUAUCUAAGCCGGGGCCAUUAUAAGCAAUGUUUGUGCAAUACUUUGGAAGGCCCCUUCGUUUCAAAUGCGUUAUCCUAAUAUACGUAUUUCAUUCAUCGGUACACUUAAAUUAGCUGCUUUUUAGAUAUAAUUUUUAUUAUGUUUCUUCUAGAGAAUUUAUCCCUUUAUUAUAAAUAGAAAGAUGUUUGCUCAUAUGUUUUGCUUUCAAGAAAUAAGAAAGCCCAUAUUAGAUAAAGAGGCAAUCUUUUAUGCUCUCCUUUUGUAUUUUGACCAGUCUGCCGAUGUCCUAGAUUUAAAUGCAAAACGCUUCUCAAUAGCUACAAUCACAGCCAAAAUUACUUGGAACACCGAACACUUUGCGCUGUGCUUUUCUAUUUUUCAUUUGUUUUCUUGAAUACUACCAAUUCCGCUCUCCUUUCCCCCCAAAACAAUGUUGAAAGUAUAGAAAAAUAUCAAACAAUCCACACAAAAAAGCGUACUCCAUAACCCCUUUCUUUUUUCUAUAGUAAAUCAACAUUGUUCCUAGGGGGAGAGGGGGGUGGCUGAAUUUGCCUUUGAAAACCUACGUUAGUGUUCCAAGACUUUUGGCAGUGAUUGUAGAGUCAAGUUAACGACGCACAAUGUCACAGGUCAUGGGUUCGAGUCCUGUCCUGGUCAUAUCUCUCACUUGCAUUUUCUCUUGGUACAUCUUCGCAAAUCUUGUUCUCCUGUCACUUAUCAACAAGCUAGGAACUUAUUUUUAUAAGAUUAUAAACGCAUUAUUAUGUGAGGAUGUGAGUAAUGAGAGACUGGAACGAGAGUCAUUGUUGUUGUGAUUAGUGAGCGAGAGAGAAGGGACGGAAGUUGAAGCGGAGAUAUAGGUUGAAUAGGUAGCAGAAGAUCGAAGAAGAAGAGAAACUGAAUUAUCGUUUAUAUUUGCUUUCCUACUUGCAUGCUUCGUCACAAUUACUAUCAAAUACUCGUCCCUGUUUAAGAAUAUAUUCAAUAUCACUGAUAAGAUUAGGAAGAUUUUUUAGUUCUGAUCUGGUAUAGGCCAGUCUUGACAAACCAUCAUCAAAAACCAGUAUCAGAUUGCUAUAUCUUAAGUUCCGUAUGACAAAUAAAAUUGCUACAUCGAGUUACUUACAGUCAGUAUUUUACGAGGUAUGUUGCUACAAACUAUACUGUUCUAUUGAAGCGUAACUACUCUUUGCCUACUUCUCAUAAAUUUCUUUGAUCCUGUUUAAACAAAUAUACAUUGGCUUGAAUAUAUUUUUGGCGGUUGCUGAAACUUGUCAAAUGAUGCGUUGGGGCACUCAGCGACAAAUCUAGUCUGAAUUAUUUUGACUGUUGACUUUCUUAUAUACAGCCUUGAAGUUUCUCGUUCUUAUUGAAGUUAAUUUCCCUGCAAAAUUCGAGAGUAUCUACUCUCUUGAUUUGAUAGAGGCACUAAAAAAGGUAGAUAAUUUUCCAUUUUCUCUUUAUCUAUAUUUUGUGAUUGAGGUUUAAUCUGACAUUAACGUCUAACGCAAUAGCCUUAGCAAAUUGGUUGUUGCACGUUGAUGGUACGAAUAGCAAAUUGGUUGUUGCACGUUGAUGGUACGAAAAAAUCUCUUCAAUUACCUUGUAUGAGAGCUAAGCCUCUUUCCACCAAUUGCAAUUGAAAAGUUUCCUAACACACAGACUUCCGUAAAAACAGAACGAUGUAUACCUUAGCAAAAUAAUAAAAAAAUUGACAGCAAAUUUUUCUUAGUGGAGCAAAAUCCUAUGAAAUAUCUGAACAGCGAACUGAGAAUUCCUUGUGUUGUUGCAGUUUUAAAUUCUAAGUUAGCUCUGGAAAUGGACUUUAUGAGAGUCAAAAUAGAAAUCGCCUCUUCAACUUGAUAACUUUGAUUGGCAACCUGUGCACAGCUGAAAAGUUACGAUUCCAUAAUCACAAAAAGGGAACAUACAUCUAGAUUUAGGCCCAUAUUCGCUAACAAAAGAGAUUGGUUUUAUUAAUUUAGAAUUAAACGCGGAAAUCAUCCAAAGAUGUCACCGCGGAAAUCACCCAAAGUGAGAUUUUAUACCUCUUUCCUAUUUCUGAUCCCACUUCCUACAAUAUCUGAACAGGUUUUCUUCGCAAAAGGCAAAGACAAGAAUAAACUAGGUUCCUCACUAUGCGAGAAGCUCGUUUAUGAAUAUCGGAAGCCAGAAAGUUCGAUGGUCUUAAGAUAAUCUAUUUUUACUGAAUCAUAACAAUAGUAUUUCUAUCGCCUAUCGUUGCUUGAUAAAUUUGUGUACUUUUACUAAAGGCUUUACGACAAUUUAAAUUAUAAAAAAACUAUUCCUGAUACAUCAGCCAUUGAAAACAAGUCAUUCGAUUUUUAGACUGUCCAAAACACAAAAAAGGAUUACGAAUAAGAAUAAACACAAAACACAUAAUAUUCUUAUUCUGUGUUCCAAAACAUUACUAGGUAAAUUAAAUAUAAACUUUCUUAUUGUUUGAGAGCAGAUUCAGCCCUUUCGUUUCUUUUUGUAACUUUAAAAUAUUUUUUUUGUAACAUCAGCCUUCAAUAACAAAUCUACUUGCCUGCGUGCAGACACUAGCCAUUACGAAGGAGGGUUAGAGUCUGGAUGCAAGUUGGCUAAUGAUUUAUUACUGUAAAACAUGUUUACAAAUACACAUUCUGAAGAAUUACUACAAAUGUUUGCUAUCUACCAAACCCCCAAAAAUUUCUGUAGCAAAUAUUCAAUAUCUGGUCAAGAUGACAAUUCUUCUAAAAAUAUUACACAAACAAUUCUGUCGAAUAUCAUCAAUCAGUUUGAUAAAUUAUGAAAAAUUAUCCACACGGUUAGAUUGAAUGCCUGUUCAGUAAAGACAAAUCGCAAGAUUCAUAUGUAGAUAAAUGAAAAAACAUUAAUAUUCUAAAAUUUCUUUCGAUUUACUGUUUGAGUUCCGCGAGGAAGUGGUUAACCAUAAAAUUAGGAUAUGUGGAGAAAAUCCACAAAAUUGACAUCACAACUUUUUAGACAUAGAAAAUACAAAAAACAUUACUCCGUUACUCGAAAAAUUACCUACUUUGUCUGGUAGACC
Rhopilema esculentum is the source of this 9345-nucleotide messenger RNA. RefSeq names its product catenin alpha. Gene Ontology annotation, biological process: cell migration; cell-cell adhesion. Gene Ontology annotation, cellular component: adherens junction; catenin complex. The record is from RefSeq and is a predicted model, not a curated record. Gene Ontology annotation, molecular function: cadherin binding; actin filament binding; beta-catenin binding. NCBI's taxonomy places the organism in Eukaryota, Metazoa, Cnidaria, Scyphozoa, Rhizostomeae, Rhizostomatidae.